GCCCUGCUUUCCUGCCUGGUGCCUGGGUGAUGGAUGCUCUCCCCAGCAGCCCCUGGGGAUGGCUCUGUGUGGCCAUCCCUGUGCUUUUUGGGCUCUGCUUGGCCAAGAGGAGCUGCCGAGCCCAUAUGCUGCUCCGAAGUGUGCUGCCUGCCUUGUUUGGACUGCUGUGCGUGGUAAUGCUGGGCACGUGCUGGGGGCUCAUAGUGUUCUGCAGCACAUGGCUCAGCUGCUCGGCGUACCUGGAUGCAGGGCCACUGCCUGUGGGUGACAAAGCCGUGCUCAUCACAGGAAGCGACACUGGGAUUGGACACGCGCUGGCCAAAUACCUGGAUAACUUGGGGUUCAUUGUGUUUGCUGGAGUUCUGAAUAAGGAUGGCCCUGGAGCUGAGGAGCUGAGGCGAACCUGUUCCCAGAGGCUCUCUCUCCUGCACUUGGACAUAACCAAUCCCACCCAGGUCAAGGAAGCCUACCUGCAAGUCUCAGAGAAAGUGCAAAAGACAGGGCUCUGGGGAGUUGUGAACAACGCAGGCAUCCUGGGCUUCCCUGCUGACGGUGAGCUGCUGCCCAUGAGCAUGUACAGGCAGUGCAUGGAGGUGAACUUCUUUGGGGCUGUGCACGUGUCCAAGACCUUCCUGCCACUACUGCGGAAAUCCCGGGGGAGGCUCGUGAACAUGUCCAGCAUGACAGGAGGCAUUCCACUACCUAGGUAUGCUGCAUAUGGAGCAUCAAAGGCAGCUCUGUCCAUGUUUUCUGGAGUAAUGAGGCAGGAGCUUUCCAAGUGGGGAAUCAAAGUUGCUGCAAUUCAUCCAUCAGGCUUCAGAACAGGUAUCCAAGGCACACCGGAGCUGUGGGUGAAGCAGGAGAAAGAGCUGGUGGAGCACCUCUCGGUGGACGUGCAGCAGGACUAUGGCAGGGAUUACCUGCUGGGGCUGAAGAGCUACCUGCUGCGCAUCCCUUCGUGCUGUGAUGCUGACCUCACCCCGGUGCUGAGCUCCAUCCUGCAUGCACUGCUCUCCAAGCGACCGCACGGCUUGUACACCCCAGGCAAAGGGGCUUACAUGAUGCUCUGCAUCUUCUGCUACUUCCCACUCUGGUUCUAUGACUUCUUAGUUAGUAAGUCACUGGGACUUGAGUCCAUCCCACAGGCACUAAGGACAUCAGAAGCUGAGAAUAAGGACCUCUAAGGUAUCCACUGGCAUCUAUCGGAUUUGUGAUCUCUCUGGAAAGAACUCUGUUUUAGGGCACUACUAAUUAUUGUACUGUCUUUGGUAUAUUGAGGUUGAGUUGCCUUGUGAGUGGAGUGGAAUCUUUGUGUUAAGAGCAGUGUUCAGGACAAGUGCUGGAUAAAUAAAUAGAAAACACAGGGGUGGUCUUUCUGGAGUAACUGUGAUGUUUCCCUGUUUGGUGUAAGUUAUCUCAUGAGGUUAUAUAGCCCCUGUCUGCUUCAACAACCACUACCAACACAUAGAUAUCUAACCUGCUUUUUAAUAAUGUUUUUGUUCACAAUCUUUCUAUACAUUAGGAGAAGCUGCACAUUCCCAUCACUAGAAAGACUUAUAAAUGUUUAAUCCACAUACUUCUCACUGCAGCUUCAGUAUUCCUUUCUCUAUGGUUCUCUUGCUGUUGGACCUGAGAAAUGAUUGGCUUUUUUCCCCCAAGUUCUGUGGAGUAUUGUUGUGAUGUUUAUGAUGUAUCCUCUCUGGACUGAGCAACACCAAUAGUAUGAGGAAGAAAAUGAACAAAGACAGAUGAAGAUCUUCAUCAAGGUGCCAACCAUCUCUUUCCUGCAGUGCAUUACUAAAAACAGUGAUAUUGGCUGCUAAUUUCAUGUCACUGUUUAGCCUGUAUUUGCUGCUUCUGCUUCUUUAUCUGUAAUAAUUAGUAAAUUGAUCUCACUUCUCUCUAGACAAUACUUUAUUCAGUUUUGUGGUUAAUGAAGAAUUCAUGGUUUUGUUGGCUUUUUUCUGAACACUUGCCUGUUUUUGCUGUGUUUUCUUAGAGGUUGCACUCAUCCUAUGAGUCCUGUGCUUUUGGUCACUCCUCCUGAAUCCAUUUGUGGCUGCCCUCCUCUGUGUUCCAUAGAACCCUUUCCAACACCUGCAGUUGAGCAGUACUGUUUUCCUACCUCAUCCACUUUUUAGCAUCACCUGGUUUUGUAAGGCUGUGAUGUUCUGGAACAAGCCCCAUCCCCUGAGUUCCCUGGGGUUGCCGUCUGUAUCUUGCUUUGCUUCCUUUCAUGUGAUGAAGCAGGGAAGCUGUUAUGUUCUGGGCUUUCAACACAGGUGCAUUUUUCCUAUUCUGACAUUCUCAUCUUCUGUCAUAAUCCUACUUGCAUUACGUAGUCCUGAUCAAAAUCCAAUUAAACUUGUUUGUAAUACUUCUGUUUCCUUCGUGUACCUCAUACAGCAAUACCAGACUCUAUUUGUGCCCAGAGGAUACUCUGCAGACUUGGCUUGCUAUUUCAAUUUGUGUCCUGGUUUGGAAAUCCUCCUUUCCUGUACACCCUGUUGUUACUAUUGCUUUUAUCUAUGGUGGCUUUGCUCCUUGUGGGUUUAUAUCAGCCCCACUCAUAGUUUUUUGUGCCAUCCUUUCAGGAAACUACAACUACAAACGUUUCUCUCUCAGGAAGUCUGUGACUGUUUCAAUCUCUAUCAAUUUCUACCCUUUAUUUACUUCACAAAACUUUUUGGUCUGCCUCUAAAAAUGUAUAAUAAAAUGGAUUGCUCUGA
This is a messenger RNA of Gallus gallus (chicken), 2729 nucleotides long. RefSeq names its product hydroxysteroid 17-beta dehydrogenase 2 (gene HSD17B2). NCBI's taxonomy places the organism in Eukaryota, Metazoa, Chordata, Aves, Galliformes, Phasianidae. Gene Ontology annotation, molecular function: oxidoreductase activity. The transcript has 5 exons. The record is from RefSeq and is a predicted model, not a curated record. Bases 30 to 1184 code for a protein of 384 amino acids.